CAUACUGUGCUUUUUCCUGGAUGCUACGAAAACAAUAUAAGGGAGGGUUGAAUCGUGUAACAGACCGCCCCAUAUAAACAAGUAACUGUUAUGUCUAUUGUGACUGUUCAAUAGACAUAGGUAAACGAAAUCUGUCGUUUUACUACGACAGUUUUGAAAACUAAGCUAGCUAGUCUUUGUAAUAGCCAAAUAAUCAAUUGAAAUGGAGCGGUGGAAAGGCAGAGUAGCUCUCGUGACUGGAGCCUCGGUCGGGAUUGGAGCGGCUGUUGCACGGGCUCUUGUCCAGCACGGCAUGAAGGUUGUGGGAUGUGCCAGGAAUGUUGACAAGAUAGAGAAGCUGGCAGCAGAGUGCCAGAGUGCGGGCUUCAACGGUACGCUGAUCCCCUAUAAGUGUGACCUGUCCUGUGAGGAGGACAUCCUGUCCAUGUUCUCUGCCAUCAAGACGCUGCACCAGGGGGUGGACGUGUGUAUCAACAAUGCAGGCCUGGCCCACAAUGAACCCCUGCUCAGUGGCAAGACAGACAGCUGGAGGAACAUGAUCGACGUGAAUGUCCUGGCCUUGUCUAUUUGUACACGUGAGGCCUACCAGUCAAUGAAAGAGCGGAAUGUGGACGAUGGCCACAUCAUCAAUAUUAACAGUAUGGGGGGACAUAGAAUGGUACCUAGUGCAGAUGAACAUUUCUACUGUGCCACAAAAUAUGCUGUGACUGCUCUAACCGAGGGGCUGCGGCAAGAGCUACGGGAAGCAAAGACCCACAUCAGAGCCACGUGUAUAUCCCCUGGAAUAGUGGAGACUGAGUUUGCCUUCCGGCACCACAACAGCGAUCCAGAGAAAGCAGCUGCUGUGUAUGAGAGUAUAAAAUGUUUGAAAGCACAAGACAUAGCCAGUGCAGUCACAUACAUUCUGGGCGCCCCGCCUCAUGUCCAGAUCGGAGAUGUGCAGAUGAGGCCGGUGGAACAGAUGUCAUAGCAACAGAGCAGGAAGUUAAGCAACUGGAGGAGCCGAUAGAGCCAGGCAGCAAGCACCAUUGUGACGACUCCUUAGUGACCUCUGCUGGGCAACGACAAAAACAAACAAACUAGUGUUCAACUGGAUUUGGACUGAAGGGAUCGGUUUGAGAAGGUGUGGAGGAGGCUGUGUGUGGUGGAGUGAUAUCUGGGCUGGAGAUUAGAGGAUGGGCAGGUACUCUUAACCACUACUGAAUUACUGUGAGUGCUGCUACAACAUGAGCUUUGGUGUAUUGUAUUUCAAAAUGAAGCCACAUCAAACUUAGGAGAAGAGAAGAGGGUUGCUGCUCCUGUGCGUCAUCUAUUCUACAUGACCAUCCUGACUGACUGACUGACAGAAGGACCGA
Messenger RNA from Oncorhynchus keta (chum salmon), 1355 nucleotides. Its product is annotated as dehydrogenase/reductase SDR family member 11-like. Bases 203 to 970 code for a protein of 255 amino acids. Lineage: Eukaryota; Metazoa; Chordata; Actinopteri; Salmoniformes; Salmonidae. The transcript is spliced from 7 exons. The record is from RefSeq and is a predicted model, not a curated record.